AAUGCAUGGCGAUCUGCCACUUUCUCUCUAGUGUGCUGCUGCCCACGGCCCAUCCCAUCCCACACUAGCAACGUGGUCUCGCUGGCUCGUUCCAGCCGGACGGGACGCAGCGAGACCCGUAAGUUAUACCCUAAUAACAACCAUUAAGGUAGGAUGCAUUAUCCUAGCUGGCAGUUAGUUGGCCAGGUAUACAGUUAUAACUGGUUUCAGCCGUCCGUCCAUUUUUACCGUUAUGCACCAAACUAACAUGAAAACCUCACGCUUAUAUACCAAAUGCAAUCAAAUGGAGAAAGAGGGGAAAAUAUAAAUAUAAUUAGGGUUUGCAAAUCCCCAAAAUCGAUCAAUCUAUAUGCAAACCCGAGAUUACGUGAAGAAUUUGCAUAUGCGAUUUCUUCUGCAAUCCUCUUUCCUCUCAAUUACGUUUCCCCUUUUCAAUUUGAUUCGCUUAUUCAAUGGCGCAACCUGAAUUUCUCAGAGAUGACGACGAUUACCUCGACGAUCUACGCGACGCCGCAUUCUUCCGCCGCGGAUGCUGCUUCCCGUGCUUCAGAUCGCGGCGAUUCGAGCGGAUCCCGCCGUCUUCCGGAGAGAGCGAGGCGAUUAGCCGGAGCUGGUGGGGACAGGGCGUGGAGGCGCUGAAAAGCGUGCGCGAAUGGUCGGAGCUCGUCGCCGGUCCGAGAUGGAAGACGUUCAUCCGCCGGUUUAAUCGGACCGGCGGCCGGUCGAGGACUGCGAGAUGCCGGUACGAUCCGAUGAGCUAUUCGCUCAACUUCGAAACGGAAGGAUCCGCUCAUUUCCGAGACUUCUCGUCGCGUUAUUCGGCGAUUCCAGCGCAGAAACUCCCGAUCCACGGCGGCACGUGACGGCCACGUGCCGCGGUGAUCGGGUGCGGCCUUUUUAAUUGAUCGGAAGAAUUUAUUCUUUGAUAAAUCAAUGAAAUUAAUGGAUUCGUAAUUAUAUUCGUAA
Molecule: messenger RNA, 966 nt
Organism: Salvia hispanica
Lineage: Eukaryota; Viridiplantae; Streptophyta; Magnoliopsida; Lamiales; Lamiaceae
Source: RefSeq, a predicted model, not a curated record